Messenger RNA from Strongylocentrotus purpuratus (purple sea urchin), 2266 nucleotides. RefSeq names its product DNA-(apurinic or apyrimidinic site) lyase. The record is from RefSeq and is a predicted model, not a curated record. Gene Ontology annotation, molecular function: DNA binding; phosphoric diester hydrolase activity; DNA-(apurinic or apyrimidinic site) endonuclease activity. Gene Ontology annotation, biological process: base-excision repair. The transcript is spliced from 8 exons. Gene Ontology annotation, cellular component: nucleus; mitochondrion. NCBI's taxonomy places the organism in Eukaryota, Metazoa, Echinodermata, Echinoidea, Camarodonta, Strongylocentrotidae. The coding region runs from base 267 to 1997 and encodes 576 amino acids.
AAUUUACCAGGGCCCAUACAGAGAAUCAACAGCACGUGCGGGAUCGGGACGAAUGACACUGCACGCAUAAUUCAACCAGCCACAAUAUCCCGCUAUAUCGCUACUACCACUAGAGCUAGCUAGAGGUGCCCGUCCUGCCCCGCUGCGAUCCGCUCUCUGAAUCUGGUGGUGGGGCAAAUCUGUAAUAUCUUAAUCACGACGCCUGCCAGUCAACUUUUUGCUGUUGCAUAGCCGUGUAGGAAAUCGGAAUUCUGAUCCAAAUCAAAAUGUCUUCGUCAGCACCAACCACCAGAAUGAGACUCCGUAGAAAGGGUGGAGCAGGUUCAUCAGAGAACCAGGAUCCGCCAGCAGAUCAGAGCAGUGGGGCUUCUGGGAGUGUGUCCAAGAAUGAAUCAAAGAGGGUGCCAGCAAAAAAGAAGAAGCCUGCUGUUGAAGUCAAGACAGAGGUUACCAUGACAACAAGAUUGCGUGGGAAGAAGGUGAUGGAAGAGGGUGGCAUGGAUGCAGAGGAAGGCCAAAAUGAAGCUUCAACGUCCAAAGCCAAAGGAGGAAGGAAAGGGAGAAAGAGGGGUGGUGUAACGGAAGUGGAAGAGCUCCACCAAAAUACCGAUCCUGUUUUGACGCCAGAAGAGCCGAUGGAUACCCAGAGUGAUCCAUCUAGUGACGAGGUCCUCCAGUCAAAGGUAGAACUGUUGCCAUCAGAAGCUAAGAGGGGUUUGCGAGGGAAAGGACAAGGGAAAGGACAAGGUGGGAAGGGGAAGGCCUAUGAGGGCAGCAUUUCCCAGACCAGGGGAAAGGCAUCGUCUGAAGCAUCAAUGCCAAAGGUAGCUGAAGAAGCUAAACUUGAGCCUGAACCUCUCUUAGAAGAAGAAGAGAAGGAAGUUGUUGAGCAAAGCUUGCCAAUCAAACGACCAAGAAGAACUAAGAAAACCUUGACGGGGGAAAAGGAAGACAAGGCUCAAAUGUCAAAUGAUGUAGAGAUGAAAGUGGACUCAACAAAAAACCAAGGACUGAAAAAGAAAACUGCCAAGGGAAAGAAAGCAAUGUCCAAAUCAGGUUCUGCAAAUUUGGGCAUUAAUGACACCAAAACUGAACCCUUGCCAGAACUCUCAAAGACCUUUACAGUUACAGAUGGUUGUGACACUACUAAUCUAGGGAAGUGUGUUGGAGCGCAUUGUAGUAUUGCAGGUGGACUGUGGAAUGCCGUCAGUGAUGCCGUGUCCAUUGGUGCGAAGUCCUUUGCCCUCUUCCUCCGUUCUCAGCGCCAAUGGCAGGCCAAGCCCCUCGAGGACGACAACGCUGCAAGGUUCCAGGAAGCCUGCAUCAAACAUGGCUACCCUCCUCACCUGAUUCUACCCCAUGGCUCCUACCUUCUGAACUGUGGCUCACCCAAUCCUGCAACGUUGUCCAAGAGCAGAGACUCCUUGGUGGAUGAGCUGAGUCGCUGUCAGAAGCUAGGUCUCACCCUCUACAACUUCCAUCCAGGAUCAACGUGUGGAGACAUCACGAUUGAAGAAUGUCUUGACAAGAUCGGUGAAAGCAUCAAUAUGGCCCUUGCAAAGACGUCUGGAGUUACUGCAGUGAUAGAGAACAUGAGUCGUCAAGGUCAUACGAUCGGUGGUGAUUUUGAGGAGCUGCGGGGAAUCAUCGACCGGGUCAAGGAUAAGAGCAGAAUAGGGGUGUGUCUGGAUACAUGUCAUGCAUUUGCAGCAGGAUAUGACUUGUCAACAGAGUCUGGUUACAAGAAAAUGAUGGCAGAGUUUGAGAGAGUAAUUGGCUUCCAGUACCUGAAGGGUGUCCAUCUCAAUGAUUCAAAAGGAGCGGUCGGAUGUCACCUAGAUCGUCAUGAGAACAUUGGAAAAGGAAAGAUUGGAUUGGAGGGGUUCAGACGUCUGAUGAACGAUCCUCGCUUUGAUAACAUUCCUCUCAUUCUAGAGACACCUAUAGAGUUUGGGUACGCUAAAGAGAUCAAGACCCUGAACUCUCUGGUAGAGUAGAUGGACUCCAUCGACUGAAAGGUAUGGUGUGUUGUCAGACUGCAGAGUGAAUACCCGUACAUCAUUUAUCAUUUCAGCAGACAAACUUUAAUUGUUUGUCUGACACGAGUAUGUGUACACUUAAUGUAAUGUUAUAUGCAUCUAACUACAGUCAAACCUUUCCUCGUGGCCACCUCUCUAUAAAGGCCAUUGGUCUAUAGUGGCCAUGAAUCGUAUCUCCUUCAAGAUAAAAUGUGUGUUUAAGAUCCUGUGUAGAAAGGCCACCUGUC